AUGACAGAACUGCUCAAUAAUCAACAGACGAGAAAUCUGUCUAGUAAUCAGCAGUUAAGAAAACAGACUAGCUACCAGCAGUUGAGAAAACAGGCUAGCUACCAGCAGUUGAGAAAACAGACUAGCAAUCAACAGUUGAGAAAACCGGUUAGCAUUCAAGAGGUGAGCGAACAACCUAGUAAUCAAGACAUUAGAGCCCAACCUAGUGGGCAAGAGAUGAGGGAACAACCAAGUAAUCAAGAGAUGAGAGAACAACCUAAUAACCAACAAACGCAAAGCGCAGAGUCAAAAGGUAGACACCUAAUAGGAAUAUGGAAGAAGACUGCUUCAUCUUAA
This is a messenger RNA of Funneliformis mosseae, 336 nucleotides long. The record is from the annotation of a GenBank genome assembly. Lineage: Eukaryota; Fungi; Glomeromycota; Glomeromycetes; Glomerales; Glomeraceae.